AUGCCACCUCCAGGCAAACGUCGUAGUGUGGGGGCCGACACUACCAAACUACAGUUGCAGAGGACUCAGGCUAAACGAAGAAAGAUCAAUGGUAAUACUAACCGUAAGGAACAGAACCGACACGUAUUUGCUGGGUUUGCUGAACGUAUUAAAACUAUCAAUGCCACUGUUACUAAUAAUCACGAGUACUUGGACACACUGUCCGACGAGUCACUCCAUACAUCCUAUUUACUACAAGAAUGCCGUAGAUGGCGUUUGGAGAACAGGACAGCUGAUUUCGAUGCAGCCUUGAGGGAGUUGCUACCCUUGGUUCGCACAAUGCCUCAUAUACUCCAUCACUUGGACAAAAUAUGCAGCAUAUUCGUAAGGCAUCUCCGGAAGGAGAAAUCCCUUGCAUUAGAGCCUUUAUUGGGCAUGCUACCGGUCUUGGCCCGUGAUACGAGAGGGGAGCUCAUGCCCUACUUUGUGGAUACCAUAUUUGGUACAUUAGUGUGGCUAUUGGAGACUAGACUAGAGGAUCCUGAUGCUAUGGAGUGGAUAUUUCAAUGUAUGGGAUAUCUAUUCAAUUACAUACGGCAGUUUGCUAGCGAGAGUCUUGCCUACCUUCUACGUAGGAGUGCUAUUACUUCUUCAGAGAGGACACAGGGCUCCUUCGGGGUGGUCCUCGAGCUAUCACUCAAGUCCCCGCAGUUGAGUGAUAGUGUUGCUAUUGUUAUAACUGAGGCAUGUAAAGGUGUUGGCACUACCUUUCAUACGAAGGCAGGAUCAAUACUACAGACAAUGUUACAAUGGACAAGAUACCAUAAGGGUAAUACUCCAACUCCAGAUGAUGAAGGUGAUGAUGAUGCCUCAUCGUAUCCACUCAUGGUUAACGUAUUCAAACGUCUAUUAUUAACAUGUCAUUCUAGCUUACCGCUCCUAUUGGCUAACUUUGGUGACCUACUCCUAGAGGGUCUACCACCAGUACGGGAGGUGGAUGAAUGGGUAUGUUUGUUGGAGGUAUUCGGAACUCUAGGGAAGGCCACUACUCUCACCACUGUGGAGGAUGGUGAUGAUACAGAACACAGUUCAUCAAAGGCUACUACAAUUAUGGAUCUGGUUCGAGGUGUUAUGGAUAGUGUAGUAGAUUCCCCUAUGGAUAGUAUAAGGUUAUGCAAGGCUCUAUCGGAGGGUUAUACCUUAUUACCGUACUUCAUUGAUGCACUAGGAGAGGAAGGACGUCUAGAUGACUUAUGCGAGGAGGUAUCGCUAUCUGUCGGGGAAACACCAACGCUGGAGUUUAUAUAUGGUCUCCAUCACUCUUCACGAAGGGAUGAUGAUGAUGAUGAUAGCUGGUCUCAGCUAGUAUGCCCAAUAUGGAAUACUCUAUGUUCUGCUUUCGAUACUCUAACCCCAGAGCAGAUGCCUAAUCUAGCAGUAGCUAUGCGCUCCUUCCUUGAUCAAGUAGAGAGUGGUGACGUUAUCGACAUAUCAGCGACGCAAGGUGUAUGCAUUGCAGCGGCUAGACAUACGGCCAGCUCUUCUAGUACCACUGCCAACGACUUUGCCUAUCUGAACCUUGUGGCUGGUAUCAAGGAGAAGGAUCGCUUCGGAGAGGUAGUCUACACCCCUAAAGUGGCUAAGGCAGUGAAUAAGGCAUUAGGAAGAUUGCAUGAGUGUACGGAGCCGGCAAUCCAGGCUCUCUGUAUUCGGCUAUGUCCUCAAUCGGAAGUAGAGAAAUAUGCUGCUAUCGUUAUGAAGUCCGUGGAGUGUGGUAGUGGAUCAUUGGAAGCCCUAGGGUAUAGGGGAUGGAUACCACAUGAUGAUGAUGCUAUAGCUAGCCUCAUCAAUGCAUGUGCUGAUACUAGAGGUGCUGUAAGGGAGAGUGCUCUAUCCCUACUGUUGGGUAGAUUCCCACACUCUACACCAAUAUCCUCUGCACUAUCAAUGGAAGCUACAGGACCAUUGGGUAUCGAUACCGAGAGAGAACGUAUGAUAAGGAUAGGUCGGCUUGCUGAGUCCAUAACAACCAAUACCGAGGCCACCAAGGAGGAGAUAGCAAUAUCUGCUAAGAUACUAGUAGCUGAGUAUACAGUCCCACUGUCAACUCUAUGGCCGGCUGCUACUACUGCCUUAUCUAAGUUGGUAUCCGAUGAUCCAAAUGGUACUACUGCUGGGAAUAGACGAGGAGCAGUAUGGCAAGCCUUAAAGGAGAGUAUACAGUCUGUAUGGGCAUUGACGUCUCGACCACAAAUACAGUCUACUGGUGAUGAUGACGACGACGAGCAGAUGUCUAUCGAGGAGGGAAAAGGGUCUAUGGCUGAUAGGGCGCUUAUUAUGGCUAAGGCUGCUGAAGAUGACCGACAACUCCCUGGGCCAUCGACACGUCAUCAGCAGCUUUGUACAGCAAUUGCUGCUGUAAUAGGAGCAUCACCACACAUGAGGAAGGAGAAGAAUUUGCUGGAUUGUUUGUUAACAGUCGCCAAGGAUAGAGCAUUCAUCUGCUCUGAGGCCACGGAAGGGGAGCUCUCGAGGAUGGCUGUUGAGCAUUUGCUGGGGGACUCGAGUCUAGGGCAUAACAAGCGUAGAGCUGAUAUGGCUACUAUCGGUUUACAGAUCCUAUUACAGUCUAGGCAAUGGAGAGAUGCAUUAAAGAGGUAUAAGAAGGAGAUAUUGAUGUUAACUGAUGAUAAGACAUUUCGAGAUGGUCUCCUGAAGAUACCUCUAGGGGAAGGAGGUGAAUCAGUAGUUGAGGAGGAGGAGGGGACUAUCAAUAGGAUAGCCGAUGAGGACAGGUCCAAGGUUGUAACUGUCAUAUAUCGUAUACUACUCGGUAAGAUGUCAGCCAAGGGUGGCGGUAUAGAUAAGCAUGGUCAGACGCAGGCCACUAGGCGAGGGCAGAUCCUCACAUAUAUAGCUGGUGGUAGGGUCGAUGAACUUGGUAUAUUCCUUGAUGCUAUGGAGGCUCCUCUCAAUAGUGACCUCAGGAAGUGCUGUAUUGGGUACCUUAAGGCGUUGAAGGAUGUCCAAAAGGCUGUGGGGGUACGCCUAGGUAUGCAUGUGCCAAGGAUAGCUACACGAUUGGUAACUCUUUGGGGUGAGGUCAAAGAUGCUAACUAUGAUGCCGAGUUCACUAAUACCAUACGAAAACUAAUAGUACAGCUCCUAUGCGACCUACUAGAAAAGCAUCCUCAUGAUGCUGAUUACGGUACCUUACUAUUGCCAUUGAAGGAUGACAUUGGGGAGUGGAUGGAUGGUAUGGCCCAUGCUGGUGAGAGCAGUCUGGUUCUCAACCUAUUCCUAUCUAUAGCUAGUCAUGGUGAACUAUUCCAUCUAUUCAAGGAUCUGGCACCCAACUUCUUGUCAAUGAUAUUCGUCACCAGAGGCAACUCGGGCAAGUGCUUGAAUGAUGCAUGUCGGCUUGUUACGCUGUUAUCGAGAGGAGGCUCAGAGGCGGCAGGAUUAUUCAAGAUAGCUGAGGAUAAGCUCGCACGUCGAGGGGUGAGCUAUCAGAAGGCUACUAGGUUACGUCGAAGGAGGAUACGUAGACAGCAGGGGGAUGAUAGGGAGGAUGAGCAGGAUGAUGGUGCGGAGUUGAGGGCUCUAGAAGAGGAGUAUUCUGAUGCCUUAAAAGAGGGUGAGGGUAUUAUCAAGGAGCAUAUAGAUGAGGUAUUGCUCUCCAUUGGCAGUAGUGAACUAGGUAACGCAGAGGUCCUCAAGGCCCUCACUAUAUUAGCACCACUAUGCGAGAAGGAGGCUACAGCAUCAACGCUUGUGGAACUAUUAUGCUCACAGCUAGACACUCUGAAGGGUAGAGAUAAGAGGCCACAGGAUGUUGCCAAGGCAGCAGCAUCUAUCCUGGAUACUCUCGUCAAUGGUGGACUUUUGAAGAUGUGGACACCUCCUACUGAUGACACCACUCAUGUAUCAGGUGUACUAACAAGGGGUCUGUCAACAGUAGCGGGGCUGGGUACGCGGCAUCAGAUAGCACUGGCGCUUGCUGUUGUCUAUCGUCGUAUGGGUAGGACGGAUAAUGCUACAGAGAAGGUCUCGGGUCUAUUAGAACAGCUUACUGCUGUUAACAAGCUUGGUGGUGAACCUGAUUUCGACAAGCAAGUCGAUGGCUUGAAUCUUAUACUAGGCCCACCCUCUGAUGGUCUAUCAGCUUGGUGGUGGGUGCAGGCACCUGUUCUAAGGCAUAUGCUAUGGCAAUUACGGGAACCUACCUGUGAUUUUGGUGUUAGGAGACUCAUUGAGGAUGCCCUAUGCAAGUGUGGUAAUGAUAGGAGUGAGGACACUACGGUAUUGGCUCUAGUGAGGGGCCUCAUUAUACCCUGGACCAGAAAGCUCUUGGAUCAUCCGUCUGAAGUGGUGGUUAACAGUGGUAUCCGGAUCAUAGCUGCAUACUGCACUAAUAUGGCACCGUUUGCUGUGGCCCAAGGAUGGGAUCGAGAGCGUGGUGCUGGUAGUAGUACUAAGGAUGAGUCUGGCAGUACUUGGGCUGACCUACUGCAUGUAGAGUUGAUGCCAUUGGCUGAACAGGGUACUUUGGAUGAUCUAUUCCAUCUACAGAAGUCGAGACAGCACAAGGCUUUAGUGAGGAUACUGGCUCUUGAAGAUGAGCUCAGCAAGUCCACUAUAUCACAUCUACUACUACCAUUAGCACGAUAUCAUAUUACCAACAGCCCUGAUGACCAUAACCUUGUAGAUGUAUCAACUGGUAUCAUGAAGCUAGCAGCAAAGGACCUUAGCUGGACCAGGGUCAUCGGCAUAUUCCGAUGGCUAGGAGGUCAGCUGAAACCGGGUGGUGUGAGCCGUAAGGGUUUGAGGAAUCGUGGUAUUGGUAGACAUGGUGUGAGCCCUGAGCAGAUGGAGAAGGCCCUUUUGAAGGGUGUGUCAGCUGCCGUACAAGGGAUAUCCCAGCGGGAUGAUCUGUCGGAGAAGAUCGGCAACCUCAAGUCCACAGUACUACCAAUGCUUAGGCGUUUAGUAUAUACUAAACAAAAGGUUGAGGAUGAGGCUGGAGCCGUUGGUAAUGAGAAGCAAGCACAUCAUGGUCGUGGGGGGCAGCAGGAUGUAUUUGUUACCAUCCGUGUGAGCAUGGUAUCAGCUAUGUUAGAGGUCCUUAGUCUGAUGGAUGCUGACGUAUUCGGAAGUGAGUUUAAUAAGCUCACUGGUGUUGUGGUUGGAGGCUUACUCUCAAGAGAGUUGGAGGAUAGGAGGAAGGCUCGAGAUGCUCUAUCUCGCAUGGCAGCAGCUGCUACCAGUCUUAAGCAGAUUACCUUUAUGCUUAGGACGAUCCGUACAAGAAUGUCCCGAGGUGGUUAUCAGACUCCUGUUGCUGUAUUCACGGCCAGUAAGAUAAUAGAUUCGGCUACAUUGAAGGAUGGAGAGGGUGUAGAAUCCUUCUUGAAGGAGGUUAUGGGCAUGUAUGGUAUGGAGGAAGCUAGAUGGUUGUCAAUGCAAGGUAGGGCUGAGUCUACUCAAGGGACUGAGGAGAACCCUAUGUUGGCAAAACAAGUCUCGGAAGCAGCUAGACCAAAGGCCAAUGCCAUUCUUGAGGCUGUAGGCAAAGCCAUGCCCAUCGAGAAGGUAUUGGAUGGCCUUAUGAAACCUCUCUAUGGUCGCCUUAUCGGUACCGAGCUGGAUGAUGUCCGAGAGGGAGCAUGGUCUAGUCAGCAUGCUGGUGGUGUUGGUGGGGCUAGGUUUGCCCGUCGAGUUCGGACCUCUAUGUUGCAACUAACUACUGGUAUCCUAGCAUCUCACUCUCCUAUACAGCAAUGUCAGCGUAUACUCACACGUGCAGUUAGUGUGCUAGAGGAUAAGUGUAGCUUCGAGGAGGUAGAUCUCUUCUCCGCCAGUGCUGCUAUCAUAGACCCUGCUACCUCUGGAGAAGGGGCUAGCAAUAAUACUAGGAAAAGCAGGAAAGAGGAGGCUGUCACUGUCCUACCGGGUGCAGCCACUGGACGGGGUGCCUGGGUAGCUGAGGAAUGGAAGAAGGGCAGUGGUGCAUCCACACGACGUUAUGAUAAUACUAUACGGGGGAGUGCAGCAGCUGAAGUGGGUCUCAAGCUUUUAGAAGGUCUCUUAAAGAAGGGUAGUUCCUCAACAGCUAGCUUGCUGAGUGAUGAGGAGACCCUAAGGGGUAUACUAUCACCAAUAGCCUACUUCAUAACCGUUAGCAAGGUGGAUGAUGUCUUUGUACCAGCGGCUAGAUCCCUGAGUCGUCUCAUAUCCAGCAUGAAGUACACCUCUGUAAAGGGCGGGCCUCUUGCAUCAUCAUCAUCAUCAUCAUCAUCUAGCACUAGUGGUAACAACCCUCUACUAGACGUUCUCAGUGCUAAGGAGACGUUGGGCAUCGUGAGGAGUGUGUUGAAGAUGGUGCAGUUCUAUAGUGCUGGUGCCUCCCUCUCUAAGGAUCUAACUGUAGUCCAAGCCACACGGCAACAGUCUACUCAUAGUAGUGCAGCAUCAUCGAUAGUAGCUACCUGUACGAAAUUGUUAUGCAGCCUCCUUACUGGUACUGUUGGUAUUAUCAAAUGUAACGAGGAACUCUUAUUAGCACUAUUAGCCCAUGUUGAACUAUGUGUCAGUGAGCAUCCUAAGCUCAGGAUGAGUGCUAUGACCAUGCUACGCCGGGUGAUAAUGCCUAGGGUAUCCCCACCAAGCGAGGCCUCUACCAAGCGUACCAAAAACUCUGGUAAAGCCGGUCACUCCCAGUUGGUGGUACAACUCUAUAGCGUAUGUAAUGUAGUCCUGGAGAAUCUACUUUGUGGUGCUGGUGGUACCUAUUAUAAUGAUGAUGCUCUUGGUGCCCUCUGUGGACAGAUAGUCUCCAAAUGGCUUAUAGACUAUCCUCAUACUACACAGUCUCUAACUGCUAAGAUAGCAUCAUUGGUACGUGUAGCAGCAGCAUGUGCUAACUCACCCAAUCCUACCUGUGCUCCUCCUACUAGACGAUAUUCUAUCAAUGCUUUACACUCCUUAGCACUGCAAAUGCCGGCUGAGGUCUUGAAGGAGUUCUCGCUGAUGAUGACUCUAACCGGUUUAGCAGGGGCUGCUGGGGAGACCGAUGAUCGAUGUAGAUCUAUGCUCAGAGAGCUCGUUAAGGUAGUGGUCGAGAAGGUCCAUCUGCGAGCAACACUACGAGGUAAGGUCAUCAGUUGGAGCAAGGCUGAUCAACCCAAACUACUCGGUGCCUUUGGUGAAUUUUGUCUCACCUGUGCUGAUCCUUCCGAUGCUGGUAUCGUCCCGGUACUCCGAGAAGCUGUUAUUCGUCUAGGGCAGAUCUCCUCCCCACAACAGCUUACCUAUUGGCACACUCUGUAUGAGCUUCUUAUAGCCUUCGAGGCUGGGGGUUAUCAUAAGUCUGCUGUAUUGGAUGACACUAGUAAUGCGUUUAUGCAGCUCUCCCUUGGGCCUGCUGGAACACAAGCUCCCCACCCAUGGGUCAGGCUGGCUGCAUUACGUAUUGUUACUGAGUAUUCUAACGGUCGCAGUGAGUGGACCAUCCCAGAGUCGGCUAUUGACUCCGAGUUGCUCACUCAGUUUGGGGAUCCAAAACACAGUCCUACUACCGAUACCUACGUCCCUGAGGGGGCCAUCCCUAGGCUCACUACUGCUUGUUAUUCCCCCUUCGCUGGAGAGCAUCCUGAGGUGGCAUCUGCUACAGUGCGAGCUACUGUGGCUGUACUAUCUUGUGCACAACGCGAUCAGAACUCGAGAGUGGAAGUGGUCUCUGAGGAGGAGGAAGUAGAUGAAGAGGAGCCUGAAGAGGUGGAGAUUGAUGACACUGAUAUUGGUGACACGGAGGAGGACUCAAACCCAUUAGCUGAUGGGAAGGACGAGAAGGGUGACGACAAGACGUCCUCUGAAGAUGAUGAUGAGGCUGACUUGGAAGAUGUCGAAGGUGGUGAUAUGGGUCUACUAGUUGAGCAUGAAAAGGAUGCUGUUGAUAAUGGAGACCUUACUAUGGAACUGCCACCGGAGAGCUCAGAGAGAGUACCACCACGAUUGAGAUGGUUACUAGUACGGACCAGCUACGAGACAAGGAAACUCUUGGCUGCAUACAAGCGAAGUGGUGGUAUAGUACGUCUAGGAGCAUUACUAAAGCUAGUGUGUGCGAGUGCUGUAUUGGUGACUCCCGAUGUGCUAUGUUCGGAUGAGGCUGGGCUCUUGAAGCCGCUCUUGUCGACUCUGGUUAGGAUAUCUAGCGUUAGACCUGCUCAAGAAGGAGAGGAUCAAAUUGGUCAAGCAAGCAGUCUUACUGACUUAGCCAAGCUACGACCAUACACUGGUAUCAGGAGAGUUUGUGCUAUCGCCAAUCAGGCUGUGGAGUCUAUGGGUAAAUGGAUACGGAAGGCAGGCGGAGCGACGCUGUAUAAUAAAUGGAAUAAGGAGCUCGUUGAGAUGAGAGGAAUAGUAGUUAGAUCCCGACAGAGGCGCAAGGCGGAUGAGAAGGCUGAUGCAAUCGUCCAUCCGCAGGAGACGGCUGAGAGGAAGUUGGCUAAGAGAGCUGUGAAGGUGGAGAAGAGGAAGAGAGCUAUGAAGGAGAAGGUUCAAGAAUGGCGAGGUCUCAAACAGCGAAAGUUGUGAUUAUCAUCACUACAUCUACCAGCAGCUAUCGCAUAAUUUCCUCUACCGUAUUUACCAGAUAUCAUUGUA
Molecule: messenger RNA, 8643 nt
Organism: Perkinsus marinus ATCC 50983
Lineage: Eukaryota; Perkinsozoa; Perkinsida; Perkinsidae
Exons: 20
Coding region: 1-8574 (2857 amino acids)
Cellular component (GO): 90S preribosome; small-subunit processome; nucleolus
Source: RefSeq, a predicted model, not a curated record